CAGGGGGGUCAGAUGGUGCCUUUCCUCACCGUGUUUGCUCUCUGGCAUCCAGCUGACAGCUCCAGCCAGCCUGAGAGGCUGCGAGUCCCUCUGGCCCCAGCUGGGUGUUUGUUCUCUGCUGGGCACUGAGCCGGGGAGAAAAGCAGCAUUUUCCUCCCUAUUUUUAAUUUCUCCGCUCUGCCAGACUUUUUGUCUUGCCUGGGAAGCAGCAGAGCCACGAGGAGGGGGACAAGGAGCAGGGGCCAAGGGGACGGAAGAGGAGGAGGAGGAGGAGAGCAUCAGAGGAAGGCAGGGGCCCCACCACAUCCCGGCAGAGGAAAGGCAGCCCGGAGAGAGCCUCGUGGUGGACAUGUCCUACCUGAGCCGGGUCCCCCGCCGCCUGCCAGCCCCCUGGAGAAGCCCCCGGCCCUUCAGCAGCUCCUCGGGCCCCACGGCCAAGAAGAGCGUCCCGUACCAGAAGACGCUGCAGGAGGAGGGGGCCGGGGGCGGGCAGCCCAGCCGCCCCCCGCCCGCCUCGGCGCAGGUGGUGGUGGUGGGAGGGGGCAGCCUGGGCUGCCAGACCACCUACCACCUGGCCAAAAUGGGGCUGAGUGACGUGCUGCUGCUCGAGAGGGACCGCCUGACCUCGGGCACCACCUGGCACACGGCGGGGCUCCUGUGGCAGCUGCGUCCCAGCGAUGUGGAGGUGGAGCUGCUGGCACACACGCGGGAUGUGGUCAGCCGGGAUCUGCCGGCAGAGACCGGGCUGCACACGGGCUGGGUGGAGAACGGGGGGCUCUUCAUCGCCUCCAACAAGCAGCGCCUGGAUGAGUACAAAAGGCUCAUGUCGCUGGGGAAGGUGUAUGGUGUGGAGUCCCACGUGCUGACCCCGGCCCAGACCAAGGACCUGUACCCUCUGAUGAACGUUGAUGACCUGUAUGGCACCCUGUACGUCCCCAAGGAUGGCACCAUGGACCCUGCUGGCACCUGCUCAACUCUGGCCAGAGCAGCGACUGCCAGAGGCGCUACGAUCAUCGAGAACUGCCCGGUCACGGGCAUCCAGGUGAGAACUGAUGAUUUCGGGGUCAAGAGAGUGCAUGCAGUGGAGACAGCCCACGGGACCAUCCAGACUCCCUGCGUGGUGAACUGUGCAGGAGUGUGGGCGCGGGCGCUGGGCCGGCUGGCGGGCGUGCGCGUGCCGCUGGUGGCGAUGCACCACGCCUACGUGGUGACCGAGCGCAUCGAGGGCAUCCAGAACAUGCCAAACGUUCGCGAUCACGACGCCUCGGUCUAUCUGCGUCUCCAAGGCGAUGCCCUCUCCGUGGGUGGAUAUGAGUCAAACCCCAUCUUCUGGGAGGAGGUAUCUGAAAAAUUUGCUUUUGGCCUCUUUGACCUGGACUGGGAUGUUUUCAUGCAACACAUUGAAGGUGCUGUCAACAGAGUGCCAGUUCUGGAGAAAACAGGAAUUAAAUCCACUGUCUGUGGGCCAGAGUCAUUCACAGCUGACCACAAACCACUGAUGGGAGAAGCUCCAGAAGUCCGAGGCUUCUUCCUCGGCUGUGGCUUCAACAGCGCCGGGAUGAUGCUGGGAGGUGGCUGUGGCAGGGAAUUGGCUCACUGGAUCAUCCACGGCCGCCCAGAGAAGGACAUGUACGGCUACGACAUCAGGAGGUUUCACCACUCCCUGACCGACAACAACCGCUGGAUGCGGGAGCGCAGCCACGAGUCCUACGCCAAGAACUAUUCCGUGGUCUUCCCCCACGACGAGCCCCUGGCGGGACGCAACAUGAGGAAGGAUCCCCUGCACGAGGAGCUGCUGCGACAGGGCUGUGUUUUCCAGGAGAGGCACGGCUGGGAGAGACCUGGCUGGUUCAACCCUGGGGGAGCAGCCCCGGUCCUGGACUAUGAUUACUACGGUGCCUACGGCCACCAGCGCCACAGGGACUAUGCCUACAACCACCUGCUGGGGGACGAGUACACCUUCGACUUCCCCCCUCACCACGACAUCAUCAAGAAGGAAUGUUUAACGUGCAGGAACGCCCUGGCUCUCUUUGACAUGUCUUAUUUUGGGAAAUUCUACCUGGUUGGACCUGACGCUACGAAAGCAGCCGACUGGCUGUUCAGUGCUGAUGUGAGCAAAGCUCCAGGCUCCACCGUGUACACCUGCAUGCUGAACCGGCAGGGCGGCGUGGAGAGCGACCUGACCGUCAGCAGGAUCAGCCCCGGCACCCCGGGCUCCCCCCUGGCCCCCGCUUUCGAAGGGGAUGGCUACUAUCUGGCCAUCGGCGGGGCUGUGGCUCAGCAGAACUGGUCCCACAUCACCACCGUGCUGCAGGACAUGAAAUUCCAGUGCAAACUGCUCGACUGCUCGGAGGAGCUGGGCAUGAUGAGCAUCCAGGGGCCUCUGAGCCGUGCUGUCCUGCAGGAAGUGCUCGACACCGACCUCAGCAACGAGGCCUUCCCCUUCUCCACCCACAAAAUCACCACGGCUGCAGGAUGCCAGGUGCGUGCCAUGAGGCUGUCGUUCGUGGGCGAGAUGGGCUGGGAGCUGCACGUGCCCAGGGCUGACUGUGUGAAGGUUUACCGGGCGGUGAUGCAGGCGGGAGCCCGGCACGGCAUCGCCAACGCCGGCUACAGAGCCAUCGACAGCCUCAGCAUCGAGAAAGGGUACAGGCACUGGCACGCAGACCUGCGCCCCGAUGACACCCCGCUGGAGGCAGGGCUGGCCUUCACCUGCAAGCUCAAGUCCAGCAUCCCCUUCCUGGGCCGGGAGGCUGUGGAGGCACAGAAAGCCAAGGGCAUCUUCCGCCGCCUGGUGUGCUUCACCACUGAGGAGAAGGUGCCCAUGUUCGGCCUGGAGGCCGUCUGGAGGGACGGGAAGGUGGUCGGCCACAUCCGCCGGGCAGAUUUUGGGUUUGCCAUCGACAAAACCAUCGCCUACGGCUACAUCCGAGACCCCGCAGGGGGCCCGGUUUCCCUGGAUUUUGUCAAGAGUGGCACCUACGAGCUGGAGCGGAUGGGAGUGACCUUCCCGGCCCGAGCUCACACCAAAUCCCCGUUCGACCCCGACAACAAACGCGUGAAGGGCUUUUACUGAGGGCUGCUGGCUGCGAGAGGGCAGAGGAGCUGCAGGCUGAGCUCCCAGCCCCUCCUGCCCCUCCUGGCUCCAGGCUCAGCUGUGAGAGCUGGGCAACCCCCUGGAACCCGCCGAGUCAGUGUGGGUCAAAUCAGAGGGGACAGGAGGAGAAGAUUCCAAAAAGCGCCAAGGCUCUGCUGCUCUGGCUGCCAAGUGAAGUGUGGCCACUGCAGCAAUAAUUCUGUUCCGUGGGUUAAUUGGACUGCAAACAGUGUUUGGUCUCACUGCGUGUGAAGUGGUUUCAAUUUCUGACUUUGCUGGAAACUCUUUCCCCCCAAAUGUAGUCUCACUCUGCCUGGGAAUGAAUGUUUUUUAAACUAGCUCUGCUGUUCAUACAGCUAGAGCCUCCAAA
Messenger RNA from Passer montanus (Eurasian tree sparrow), 3467 nucleotides. It is a transcript of the gene SARDH, whose product is annotated as sarcosine dehydrogenase. Bases 350 to 3076 code for a protein of 908 amino acids. The record is from RefSeq and is a predicted model, not a curated record. NCBI's taxonomy places the organism in Eukaryota, Metazoa, Chordata, Aves, Passeriformes, Passeridae. Gene Ontology annotation, cellular component: mitochondrion. Gene Ontology annotation, molecular function: protein binding; oxidoreductase activity. The transcript has 22 exons.